ACCACCACCCCCAGUCCUAAGCUCCUCCUCUGUCGUCGGAGAGCGGGGACCGGUCACAUUUUGCUCAAUGAGAGCGAGAGGGCACCGGAGAGGAUUUCCUAAUUUCAACCUGCUGCCGUUCCGUGCGGCUGUUUUCUCGCCUCUGUCAAAGAGGCUAAUAUGAAGACAUCAAUUGGCAAACCAGACCCUGGAAAGCACCUACAAUCUAUUCAACUAAUUUGAAACUGAAGACAACACCAUGCGUUGUCUGCGGUAAAAACCCUGUUCUCCACUCUCCCCACUUCCUACAUAGCCUUUGAGAGUGAGCAUACCACGAGCUGCACAGACAUGGGUUCAGAUCAACCCUGCAUGGAUUCACCAGAGCUUAGGCCCACGUUGGGCGCUGCCUGUAAGCGGCAGGGCCACCGGUGUCUGCGGAAAAGGCUGAGGCCAGUGCGAAUCUUAGGGUUCGUCUUCAGCUUGGUGGCCUUAAGUGUCGUUUCCUUCAGUGCCUUGACCUGGAGCUCAGGGGGUCUCAAUGAGCCAGUGCUCCCCCAGGAGAGUCUCCACCAGUUGGCCCCCCACAGGACUCUUCUUUUCACCCAACACCAGGGGGACCCCAAUGUGUCAGCUGACAUGCCAAUAGCCAUGAAAUCUACAGCAGACAGCAACGAGAGCCAGGGGGAUUACCCUCCAGACAUUUUCACCCUUGAGGAGAGGCGCCAAGGCGCAGUGGUCCUCCACAUGUUUGGCAUGAUCUACAUGUUCAUCGCCUUAGCCAUAGUGUGUGAUGAGUUCUUUGUCCCAGCGCUGACAGUCAUCACGGAGAAGCUGAGCAUUUCGGAUGACGUAGCAGGUGCAACCUUCAUGGCGGCAGGCGGCUCAGCACCGGAGCUCUUCACCUCCAUCAUCGGCGUCUUCAUCUCACACAGCAAUGUGGGCAUCGGGACCAUUGUAGGCUCAGCUGUCUUCAACAUCCUCUUCGUGAUCGGGAUGUGCGCCAUCUUCUCCAAGGAGAUCCUCAACCUGACGUGGUGGCCACUCUUCCGCGACGUCUCCUUCUACAUCAUGGAUCUGAUCUUGCUCAUCAUCUUCUUCCUGGAUAACAUCAUCUCCAUUUGGGAAAGUGUCACACUGCUCUCAGGCUACGCUGCCUACGUGAUCUUCAUGAAGUUCAAUAGCACAGUUGAGGGCUUCAUCAAGGGUUGCAUGAACAAGAACCAAGUGGUAGAAGUGGAAGUACAGCCCAAGGCAAGUCCUGGGGCGCCAGAGGAUGAUGGCAAGUUGUCGGCCAGGCCUCGGCUUCAGAGGGGGGGUAGUUCUGCCUCCCUGCACAACAGCUUGAUGAGGAACAGUAUUUUCCAGCUUAUGAUUCACACGUUGGACCCUUUAAGUGAAGAAUUUGCUGACUCUGAGCUUGGGACUUAUGGGAAACUAAAAUAUUAUCACUCAAUGACUGAGGAAGGUAAAUUUCGAGAGAAGGCAUCAAUCCUUCACAAGAUCGCUAAAAAGAAAUGCCAAGUGGAGGACAGUGAGAAGGCCAAUGGAGUAGCAAGCCGUUCAGAUAAGAACCUUCCAAACAGCUCCAGCGUGGAAGUGGAAGUGACGCCACCCAUGAACGGAACGGCAGGGCAAGAGGGGGAAACGGUUGAGGAUGAGGAGGAGGAGGACCAGCCUCUGAGCCUGUCCUGGCCUGAGUCGAACCGCAAGCGCCUCACCUACCUCUUAAUUAUACCUGUUGUGCUCCCUCUGUGGCUAACGCUGCCUGACGUCAGAAAACCGUCAGCGCAGAAGUUCUUCCCCAUCACCUUCCUGGGUGCCAUCAGCUGGAUUGCAGUCUUCUCCUACCUAAUGGUGUGGUGGGCUCACCAGGUUGGAGAGACCAUUGGGAUUACAGAGGAGAUUAUGGGCCUGACUAUAUUAGCAGCUGGAACCUCCAUCCCUGACCUCAUCACCAGUGUUAUUGUGGCACGCAAGGGGCUGGGUGAUAUGGCUGUAUCCAGCUCCGUAGGCUCCAACAUCUUCGACAUUACUGUUGGGCUGCCGUUCCCUUGGCUCAUGUGGUCCUUUAUCAACGGUUUGAAACCGGUGCAAGUCAGCUCCAACGGCCUCUUCUGCGCCAUUGUGCUCCUCUUCCUCAUGCUCCUCUUCGUCAUCAUCUCCAUCGCCGCCUGCAAGUGGCGCAUGAGCAAGCUGCUCGGCUUUAUCAUGUUCCUGCUGUAUUUCGUCUUCCUGGUGGUCAGCGUCAUGCUGGAGGAUAGGAUCAUUACCUGUCCGGUGUCCAUCUGAGGACCUUCGGGGACCUACUUCCUCUCUCUCUCCCUCGUCACUACCACAACCACCACCAAACACAACCAUCCUUCUUGUCUGCCAUCGCUCUCACCUGACCCUCGUUAUCCUUUACCCCAGGAAUAAAAGACAAGAAUGGAGGAAUGGACAAGAGAAUAAUAUACUAAUGUGAAAAAAAUAUGGAUUCUACCUAUAUUUUCCGUAAGCAGGUGGUGGUAUGGAGGGGUUAAACCAACAAGGGCACAAGACUUUGGCGUGGCUGGUUUAGCGUAGGCCUAACCUGAGUGGAUUUUUAUUUAUUAUUAUUUAAUUGGCAAGUGGGGGAGGGGGUGGUUAUGGGUGUACCACCUAAAUAUAGAAGUAUUAUGCAUGCCAUUAGUGUCACUAGAUGAGCUGGAAUUGAGACAAAACCUUGUAGGUUGAGGAGAAUGACCUCCUGUGAACUUUGGGCGGGACAAAACAAGAGAUGCACUGUAUAAAACUCUCAAUAAUAAAUGCAGUGGCUGAGCUGAAAUUGUGAGCGUAUUUGAACACACACACCAGUUCAACACACUGAGACUUUGUCCCCUGCAUAGGGAUUUGUCGACGAGGAAGUGGCACACCGUGUGGAUGAAGAUUUUCAGAGAUGUUUCCUGUCUGACGGUAUUGAGCGAAAAAGACUCGCCUGUGGGCUUUGCACCUGAGCAACAAGGGAUGAAACACUUUUGCUGGGCAGACAAACUCCUUUUGUUAUUUCUUUUUUGCAAAUCCACCAUGUGCUCAGUCUGAAUGAUGAGUUUAAGCUUCCCCCUCUUCCCUGCCAGAUGUCAUUUUUUCACCACUGAAUGUCUCUUCAGAGGAUUUUUCUUUCUUUUCUUUUUGGAUUCAUUUUCAUAAAAUAUAUAGAUUAGUAAUAGUAGCAUUAGAUGUACUGUAGCAGCAUUAGUCAAAAAAUCUACUCCUUUUUUUUCUUUUGCCACUGAACACACGUUCUGAUUGUACACAACUUUUCAUGCUUCACACGCACUGACUGACGAAAGCAAGAAAAAAAAAAUGCCUCACUGAAGUUUAGCCUCUGAAAAUAUAUGCUAGCCUUCAAUUCACUGGUUGGAGAAAAAAAGGCAUGAGUACUUUAGGUUAAAUAAAAUUCCAUAAUGAAGUCUGUGUCAAAAUAAUGCAUUUGAAAAGAACUUAACAGUGUUUAAGUGUCAUGGGUGAUUUAGAUUAGUCAAUGUGUAGUGCUUUGUUCACAGUAGAACUGGGCUCAACUCACCGGCUAGUCAAGCUCCUGGGGUAGUAGUUUCAAGGAGUCAACUGCAUGUAAAAAUAGACACUUGGAGGUGAAUAAUACCAAUCAACAUUUAAGAAGUUGUAUACCAAAAUGUAUACUUUUUCAAACAUGUUUGAGAACUUCCUAAUGCAAACCACCACUCAGUCUCUGUGUAGAAAAUGUCAACAUGUAUGGUCAAUGAUAUCUAUCAACCUUGUGCAAUUUCUUUUCUAAUCAAAGGUGCUUUUGUGUGCAUGUGUGCAAUCUGCAUUUGAAGUACCAUUCCUUAUAUUAUCUAUGAAUAGAGGCUAUACUACCAGUAUUUUGCAACUAACUGCAAAAAAAGCUAACCCCAAUCUGUGUUUUAUAUUGGAAAUAGAAAUCAUAAUUACAAUCUCUCUUUAAAAUACAUAGAAUGUGGAAACCACAGAUUUAACAGCAAUAUACCGUGUGUGUCGUCAUCGAGAAUCGCAUCCCCCAUGCGUCUGUCCCCUGCUGUCUUUCCUGUAUGACAUGAUCAGAAAACUCCAUGAGAAAAAGUGAGCAACCAUUUCUCCCCUUCAGCCCCUUCCUGUUAGAGCUGGCCAGAAACACCCGCUUUACCUCAAUACAGCCUCUGUACAGCAGCUUAGUAGGAAUUAAUUGUAAAAUAAUAGUAAAUAGAUUCUCUGAAUGUGUGAGGAUAACUGCAUGCAAGGAAUUUGGGCUGGUUACCCACUGACUGUACAGCUGAGCUUAGACCAACUAUAUAUGUUCACUUUUAUGCAUCCAUUCAGAAAGAAACACCAAGAAGUCAUUGUAAAUACAAACACCUGUUAUUUGCAAAAAGCUAAUGGUUCGACCAUGUCUUUUAUUCAUUUUUAUUUAUUUUCUUUUUUGUAAUAGGAGAUGGAAAAGGACAAUGAUGGUGGCCCCUCAGUAUCAUAGUAUUAUUGAGCAGAAAAACAAAACAAGAGCAUUUAUUUUUAGACUACUUAACAUCGUGUUAGCAUACAUUACACUGUAAACUGUUAUGUGUAGUGUGCUCUCGUACAGUAUAUUUUCUCUCACAACCCAAAGAGUCAAUUUAAGGCCUCUAUGAUGACUCAUGUAUUUUUUGAAAUUCUCCUGUGCUCACUUGCCAUUAAACUCUUCUCUCAGAGCGCCUGCACGCUCUCGUUAACAUGAUCACCCCUCACCUGUAGUUUCUACUCGUCAAAUACAUCAACAUUUUGGGAGAUGCACUUUUUUUGCUUUCUUACCGACAGUUAGAUGAGAAGAUGGAUGCCACUUUCAUGACAGUGUGGUAAAUAUGAAGUUAGGAGCCAUCACACGGUUAGCUUAGCUUAGAACAAAAAUGGGAAACUAGCUACCUGGCUCUGUUCAAAGGUAACAAAAUUUGCCCGCCAGCAUCUCUUAAGUUUGUUGAAUUUGUAGCAAGUAUAAAAACAAGUUGUGGUUUUACGGGAGGUUGCACGCAGACCAUGAAAGCCAAGCUAGCUUUUCCUCUCUCUUUUCACUGUUUGGGUUAAGCUAACCGUUUGCUUGCGAUAGCUUCAUAUUUACCAUACAGACAUGAGAGUAGUAUGCUCUUCUCGUCUAACUCUGGGCAAGAAAAUGAUUAAUCAUAUUUACCAAAAUGUCUACUGCUUUAACAGGUCAAGAGGACCUGACCUUCUACCACUGCGGUCACAUGUGCAUACUGUACCUGUGCACUUCCAUUUUCAAAACGCCUCCGUUCAAGACACCACUUUUGUUCUUCCUUCUCCAAAGUUCCCAUGGUAUUUUUCCUGUGGGAGGCUGGGAGCAUGGAUGGUGAGAGGAAAGAGAGAAAGUGAAAAAAUCAGUAGGCAAACCGUUUUAGAAUCGGAGCUUUGCUUUGGUUGUGGUUUACCAUGGUAAGCGACUGUGAAAGUUGGCCACUAAUGAACAUUCUUGCACUGUAAAUGUUUUAUUUUCUUGGUGUUAAUGUAAGAUUUAUUUAAGUUGUACAUAUAUACAGAUACAAAUUAACCAUAUAAUCUAUAUGUGUAAAAGAAAUAUGUCUCUUUAUGUAAAAACAAAUAUAUAAUAAAACAAAUAAAGAUGAUAAUUCAA
This is a messenger RNA of Micropterus salmoides (largemouth bass), 5593 nucleotides long. Its product is annotated as sodium/potassium/calcium exchanger 2-like. Gene Ontology annotation, molecular function: calcium channel activity; calcium, potassium:sodium antiporter activity. NCBI's taxonomy places the organism in Eukaryota, Metazoa, Chordata, Actinopteri, Centrarchiformes, Centrarchidae. The coding region runs from base 328 to 2268 and encodes 646 amino acids. The transcript has 12 exons. Gene Ontology annotation, cellular component: membrane. The record is from RefSeq and is a predicted model, not a curated record. Gene Ontology annotation, biological process: long-term synaptic potentiation; calcium ion transmembrane transport; long-term synaptic depression.